AGUGGUGAUCUAUUAAUAUUAUAUAUUUUGUGGUGGUGAUAGAAAUAACAGAAUCAAUACAAGAAUUCAAGCGAGUGAAAACUGAAAAGUGAAAACAUUGUUAUUUCUUAUGUCACUACAAAAAUUGCAUACAAGUAUAAAUUAUAUAUUAUAAAACUAAAAAAUUAAUAUGGAUUUUAAUAUGAAAAAAAUUGUAAAGGAUGCUGGAGCAGCCUUAAGUAGGGUAGUUCAGUUAACUGAAGAAAAAUUAGGCACAUCAGAAAAAACAGAGUUAGAUGGACAUUUCGAAAAUUUAUGGGAAAGAGCUGAAAAUACUAAAAGCUUUACAGAAAAAAUUGUAAGAAAUGCAGAAGCAGUUUUAAUACCAAAUCCAGGAAAUAGAAUUGAAGAUUAUAUUUAUGAAAAAAUUGAAAAAAAACGUCCCUCGAGAUUAAGUAAUCUCGAAUAUUUAGGUAUUGAAAUGGUAGAAGCCGGUAAUGCAUUUGGACCUGGUACUGCAUAUGGCAACUCUUUAAUUAAAGUUGGACAAUGGGAGCAAAAGUUGGGACAAACAGAUAGAGAUUUCAUUGGUUCUGCUGGAAUGUGUUUUACACAACCACUGCGAAAGUUUUUAGAAACUGAAAUGAGGACCAUUAUGAAAGAAAAAAACUUAUUAGAAACAAAAAGAUUAGACUUGGAUGCUUGUAAAAAUCGAGUUCGAAAAGCAAGAAGUAUGCUGGGUCAGCCUUCUGCAGAGAGAGAUUUAAGGAUUGCUCAGUCAGAAUUCGAUAGGCAGGCUGAGAUAACAAAAUUAUUAUUGGAAGGUAUAAGUAGUUCACAUGCAGCACACUUAAGAUGUUUACAUGAAUUUGUUGACACUCAAGCUCGAUUUUACUCCCAGUGCACAACAAUCAUGACAGAUCUACAGAGAGAAUUAGCAAGUUUAUCAGGUGUUCCUCCUACUCCCAAUAAUUCCAUGCAAACUGAUGAUUCACCAACGGAAGACAUGAUGAAGGCCCGAGUUCUAUAUGAUUAUGAAGCGAAGGAUUCUACUGAAUUAAGUCUGACUGCAAAUGAGGUUAUUUUAAUAAAGGACAUAUCAAACGAAGAUUAUGUAAUGGGAAAACAAGGCAGCAAACAAGGAAAAGUGCCAAGGGCGUUUCUGGAAGUACUUUCAUAAUUUUAUUUUUAUAUUUGUAAUCCUUGUUUCACACAAAUAAGUAGUCAAUGUCAGUUAAAUCUGAUAUGCUUUAAAAAUUACUUGUUAUAUAAAUGUGAAACAAAAACUGCAGGCACUUUAAAUAAAUUUAUGCCUUUAAAAUUGAUGAAUAAUAAUCAUUCCUAAAUAAUACUUAAAAGACAAUAUUAUAGAUAAUUGUGUUUCAGUUUAUUUUUACUUUUUUAUUAAUAUUUAUUAUCUAAACAGUUUAUUAUCUCUUCAUUACUGAUUUUACAAGUUAUUUAUAUAUAUAUUCAAGUUAACAUUUAAAGAGUUAAUGCAAUACUAUUAGUCAAUUUUACAUAAACAUGUGCAAUUAUUGUGUACUGUUAUUGUAGGAAUGCUUUACUAUAAUAUUCACAUCGAUAAAAAUUUUGUCAUUCAAUCAAUAAUGUAAAAAAUUGUUGUUAUUGUUAGAA
Molecule: messenger RNA, 1617 nt
Organism: Anoplophora glabripennis (Asian longhorned beetle)
Lineage: Eukaryota; Metazoa; Arthropoda; Insecta; Coleoptera; Cerambycidae
Gene: EndoB
Product: endophilin-B1
Exons: 6
Coding region: 170-1159 (329 amino acids)
Cellular component (GO): cytoplasm
Molecular function (GO): protein binding
Source: RefSeq, a predicted model, not a curated record